UCAAACCAACCAAUAACUACUAAAAUUUUGUGUUAUUGUUUAUAGAGUUAAAGAAAAUGUCUAUAGAAAUAGAAUCAGCAGACGUAAUUCGCUUAAUUCAACAGUAUUUAAAAGAAGCGAAUCUCUUUAGGACUUUGCAUACGCUUCAGGAAGAAACCGGCGUUACGCUGAAUACGGUGGAUAGUGUGGAUGGUUUUUGCGCCGAUAUAAAUAAUGGUCAUUGGGAUACAGUGCUAAAAGCAAUACAGUCCCUUAAAUUACCAGAUAAAAAGUUAAUUGACUUAUAUGAACAGAUUGUUCUUGAACUGAUCGAACUUAGGGAAUUAGGGGCUGCGAGAUCACUUUUGCGCCAGACUGAUCCAAUGAUAAUGCUCAAGCAGAAUGAGCCAGAAAGAUAUAUACAUUUAGAAAAUCUACUGGCCCGUUCAUAUUUCGACCCGAGAGAAGCCUACGCCGAUGGUAGCAGCAAGGAAAAGAGACGGGCCGCGAUCGCGCAUGCCCUUUCCGGCGAAGUCUCAGUCGUACCGUCCUCACGUUUACUAGCUUUACUGGGCCAAGCUUUGAAAUGGCAGCAGCACCAAGGGCUGUUACCCCCUGGUACGACCAUCGAUUUGUUCCGAGGAAAAGCGGCGGUCAGGGAACAGGAAGAGGAGACCUUCCCCACGCAGAUGGCGAAACAGAUAAAGUUUGGCCAAAAGUCCCACGUGGAAUGCGCGAGAUUUUCGCCCGACGGUCAAUAUUUGGUGACCGGGAGCGUGGAUGGUAUUAUCGAAGUUUGGAACUUCACCACGGGCAAGAUUCGUAAAGAUUUGAAGUAUCAGGCGCUAGAGAAAUUCAUGAUGAUGGAACACGCGGUACUCUGUAUGGCGUUUUCGAGGGACAGCGAGAUGUUGGUAACCGGCUCACAAGCUGGCCGAGUAAAAGUGUGGAGAAUCAGUACGGGGGCGUGCUUGAAAAAAAUAGAAAAGGCUCAUUCCAAGGGAAUUACUUGUCUGCAAUUUUCACGGGACAACACUCAGGUUUUAAGCGCCUCAUUUGACCAUUCCAUCAGGAUCCACGGGUUAAAGUCCGGUAAGACCCUAAAAGAGUUCAGGGGCCACACGUCCUUCGUAAACGAGGUUAUUUUUACCCUAGACGGUCACAACAUCCUCAGCGCUUCUUCCGACGGUACCGUAAAAGUUUGGAGCAUAAAAACCACCGAAUGCGUGAACACCUUUAAAUCGUUGGGUCCGGCCGAUUGCACCGUAAAUAAUAUCCACAAUUUCGCGAAAAAUCCCGAACAUUUUGUCGUGUGCAAUCGUAGCAACACCGUCGUCAUCGUUAACAUUCAAGGCCAGAUCGUCAGGUCAUUCGCGAGCGGGAAAAGGGAGGGCGGGGACUUCGUGUGUUCGACGGUGUCGCCGCGAGGAGAUUGGAUAUACUGCGUGGGGGAGGACUUGGUGCUCUACUGUUUUUCCACCGUAUCCGGUAAAUUGGAACGGACUUUGAACGUACACGAGAAGGACGUCAUCGGUAUAGCGCAUCAUCCGCACUCGAAUUUGUUGUGUACUUACAGCGAAGACGGAUUGGUGAGGCUGUGGAAGCCUUAGGAGCGUUUUAGGGAUAAUUAAAACCCGUUUUGAAAGAAACGUUUUUCUUUGUACCUGCCCUACUUG
Messenger RNA from Cylas formicarius (sweet potato weevil), 1655 nucleotides. RefSeq names its product WD40 repeat-containing protein SMU1 (gene Smu1). Gene Ontology annotation, molecular function: protein binding. The transcript has 9 exons. Gene Ontology annotation, cellular component: precatalytic spliceosome. The coding region runs from base 57 to 1589 and encodes 510 amino acids. The record is from RefSeq and is a predicted model, not a curated record. Lineage: Eukaryota; Metazoa; Arthropoda; Insecta; Coleoptera; Brentidae. Gene Ontology annotation, biological process: mRNA splicing, via spliceosome.